This is a messenger RNA of Lagenorhynchus albirostris (white-beaked dolphin), 4183 nucleotides long. RefSeq names its product cornichon family AMPA receptor auxiliary protein 2 (gene CNIH2). The transcript has 5 exons. The record is from RefSeq and is a predicted model, not a curated record. Gene Ontology annotation, cellular component: dendrite; synapse. Gene Ontology annotation, biological process: regulation of AMPA receptor activity; vesicle-mediated transport. The coding region runs from base 3185 to 3658 and encodes 157 amino acids. Lineage: Eukaryota; Metazoa; Chordata; Mammalia; Artiodactyla; Delphinidae.
UUGGCUCUAAGCAGCCCCAGAGACCUAACCCCGACCACCAGCUCACCUUGGGUUUCCCUACCCCCUCCUGUUCGGGCUUCCCCCUACUAGGUUUCCUCCCCACUUUCCAGCUUUCCUCCUCUUCCUGCCCCCACUUUCCUCUUUGUCUCCUGUUUCCUUUGGUCUGUCUCUCUCUCCAGCCUUGCCUCACACCUGGUUCUUCAAAACGUCCAUUUCUCAUCCCUUAUCCUGAUUGCCUCCCUUUAGAGAGGGUCCCUCUCCCCCACUGUCUGGGGCCUUCUCAGUGGUCCCCUGCCUGUCUCCCUUCCACUCACUACAGAACUAUCAAUCAGCCUCCAGCUUAUUUUUUGGGACCCUUGCUCCCCACCCCCUUUACUGCCCUCUCUUCUCCUAUGUACCCUGAGGUUUCAGCCACCACCCUAUCCCCUCCACACGGCCUGUGCAUCUUGGCCCUGGCCCGCUCAGCUCAGCAUCCUCUGCUUGUACGUCCAGCACACACCUCCCUGAUCAUCGCGUUAUUCCCCAUCGGUCUCUUUGUACCCGCUUCCUUCCUCUUCCUCCCCAUUGCCUCACCUGCUUCUUUCUUGGUCUCCCCACUUCAUCACUCCUUUCUUUUCCUGGGACCUGCUGCCUGCCUGCUCCGUGGUCCUCCCUGGCCCUUGAUCAGUCUCUCCCUUCAUCCUCCCCUGCUGUCCCCUUGCUGUCUGUCUCUUUUACAUCAGGAUUCCAUGGACUCUGACUGCGCCCCUUCUGUGUGAGGAGUGAGCCCCCAUAGACACCUUCAGACACACACACCCCAUCCGCAGCCCUCUCUCUCUUUGGGUCUCUCAGUUGCUUUUUCUUUUCUCUGCCCCCUUCUCUAUUUCUAUUUCCCUUCCUCCAUCUCCCCUAGGUCCAUCUUCGUCUCUCUGAGCCUUCUAUCUCAUCCCAGGGCCUUGGAAAAUCCUGUGGGGUGGUGGCAGGAGGGCUGGAGUCCUGAGGACUGGAAGGAAUUGAGAGUCACAGGCUGGGCACACAGAGCUAACCAGCUCCUGGGAGGAAGGCUCCUGGAAUUCAAGAAGCCCCUUUUUGGGCUCCUCCCCACCCAGAGGCCUCCAACAGCCUCUAUGGGGGGUCCCUGUCCUCAGGGGAUGCUCAGAGCAGACCUCCAUCCAGCACACUUGUCGAUGCUCCUGAGAACCAGGCUCUGGUCGGCUUUGGGAGUGACAAGGAUGAAUAAGACUCAGGCUUCGCCCUUCUGGGGCUCCCAGGCUGGGAGAGAGGGCCCAAGUGCUCCCCAAAAAUACUCAUUGAGUACCGACUACGUGUCAGGCACUGUGUUCGCUCAGCUGUUUAGCUGGGCGAUCAUAGCAAGUCUCUUGUCCUGAGUCUGUUUCCUCAUCGGUAAAGUGGGCUUGUAUAUACAGCAGAGUGUAUAUAAGCCCAGAGCAAGGCUUGCCAAGGGGUGUGCAGGUGGGGAGAGGAGGUGUGGUCCUCAAUCCAAAUUGGUAAGAAUUAGAUAGAACCUUACAGGGCAGGACCCCAGAUCCCACCAGGCCCCACUGGUCGCUAGGCAACCCUGGUGGGGAGUGACGCGUGUCUGCUGUCACCGUGGGGGAUUGUUUGUUCCAGGGGGCUGAGUCAGCGCCAGGCAGCCUGGGGGGUGGGAGGUGCAACACUCGCCGCCUGCUGGUGGUGCCAGCUCUGGGGCAGACAGACGGCACCCUUCCGCUCCCUGCUGGACCCUGUUGCUGUGCCUGACAGAGUCAAUGGGGAGUUGGUGGGGCUGCUCCAGAUGGCCCCAGCUCCCUCCAGGAAGCCCGUGUUCUCUCCUUUCGAGCCUUAAGGGGUCCGGGAUGCUUGGGGGGUGGGCCCGCUGCUUCAUCCUAGGGCUGGUGCUCAGGGGAGGGGACUCCAGAAGGCUCCUCUGCCAGCCUUUCUCCCAUGCCAGCUCCCCCCAGGUCUGUCCCAUCAUCCUGUCAAACACCUGCUCCCCCCAAGAGUUUCCCAUCCCAGUGAGGACAGUGCCGUCCACCAGAUGCCCCAACACCCAAAGUCACCUUGGGUCCCUUUGCCUCCACUUCACUGCCAUUCAAGCCCUCUGGAUUCUGGCUUCUAAAUAGCUCUGGAAUCCAUCCCCACCUCUCCAUCCCCACUGUCCCUCUCUUCACUCAGAUCACCACACCUCCCCACCGCAAGCCCCAGCCGCAACACUCCCAAUAGUCCCCUGACUGGUCUGGCCUGAGUGUAGUAAAGUGGUUAAAAUUUUAACUCUGGAAUCUAACGGGUUUAGAAACCUGGCUUGCCACUAACUGGCUAUGUGGCCUUGGACAAGUCAUUUAAUCUAUCUCAGUUUCCUCAUCUGCAAAAUGGAAGUGAUAAUACCAGCACCUACGUCAUCAGGUUGUUGUAAGCAUCAAAUGAGUUAACAAACAUAAAGCCUGUUGGCAUGGAGGAAGCAUCAUGUAUGUCUUGGCUGGGACCGUUAGCCAGUUUGUACUUCCUGUUCGGUCAAUCCUAAAACAUCAACCUAACCACCCUGCUUUGCUGCUUUAUACCCCUCGAUGGCUCCCCUUUACUUCUGUGUUGAAGUCCAAACAUCUGGUCCGGCCUCACAAGGCCCCCACGUCUGGCGCUGCUGACCUCUCCAGCCCAUCUUUCACCAUUCCCGUCUUUCUUCCCGCUCGCCUCACACUUUCACUUUAGCCAUAUAGAACCUGCAAGCUUCCUGAAUGUUCCUUGUUCUUUCAACCCUCUGCCUUGGUACCUGCUGUUCCUGCUGUUCAGACUGCCUUUCCCGCAUUUGUUCAUCAAACUCCUACUCAAGAGUCCAGCCUGAACUCCCCAUCCCCACGCCACGCUGAAUCAGGCACCCACCCCAGGUUCUUCCUGCACUCCACAGGCCUGAUCACCCUGGAUGUAGUUCACAGUUUUUCUCCCAAGUCUGGGGUUCCUCCCGGGCAGGGGCUGUGUCCCAGGCUUCUGGGACCCUAGUGUUCAGCACGGGGCCCAGCGGAGAACACACUAUCCCUUGGGAUGUUUUGGAUGGAGGUGUAGUGGACAUGUCCUGAACUGGGCAUCAGCACACUAGAGUUCCAUUCCAAAUUGUUGUGUGACCUUGGGCCAGGCUCCACCCCUCUCUGGGCCUCAGUUUCUCCACCUUUGCAGCACGUCCCAUCUCGUCCGAUCCCCAUGUGUGAAUCUUAUGCCACAGAAGAAUGCGUGGGGGGCCAUAAGCUGCUGCCCCAACCCUGACGGGCACACGCCCCUCCCCCAGAUCAUAGCCUUUGACGAGCUGCGGACCGACUUCAAGAACCCCAUCGACCAGGGGAACCCAGCGCGGGCACGCGAGCGUUUAAAAAACAUCGAACGCAUCUGCUGCCUCCUGAGGAAGCUGGUGGUCCCAGAAUACUCCAUCCACGGCCUCUUCUGUCUGAUGUUUCUGUGCGCAGCAGAGUGGGUGACCCUGGGCCUCAACAUCCCCCUCCUCUUCUACCACCUCUGGAGGUACUUCCACCGUCCUGCGGAUGGCUCUGAGGUCAUGUAUGACGCGGUCUCCAUCAUGAAUGCUGACAUCCUCAACUACUGCCAGAAGGAGUCCUGGUGCAAACUCGCCUUCUACCUGCUCUCCUUCUUCUAUUACCUGUACAGUAUGGUUUAUACGUUGGUGAGUUUCUAAGGGGGAAGCCGGCCAGGGAGCGAGCCCAGAACGGACCGGACGCCUGUGCACCCCCAGCCCUGCCCCUGGGCCGCAGAGGCCUCAGCCCUGGGGAGGGAGGGGGCACUGGUGCCCCCAGCCUCCUCUCCCCCACCCCCAAACUGCUGCUGCGGGGACUUCCCGCCUUCAGAGCCCCCUCCCCUUGGACUAGGGCUGGGCAGAGCUCUAAAUAGGGGCAGGAGCUCCUCUGCCAGCCUGUGGGCAUGGCAGUCAGUCCUGGAAGGGGCGGGACCUCCGGCCUUGUCCACUUCAGAGGGCAUUUAGGCCCUGCCACGGGGCAGGGCUUGACCCUGGAAGUUCUGGGCCGCCCCCUCCACCACCACCCCCACCCUGGGGCUCCCCCUGCAGGUGGGGCGGUACCCACACCGGGAAUGAGCAGGCUCAGCAGGGGGGCAGCCCCACCCCUAGUCUGCCCUCCUCCCUCCCCCAGGCUUUCUCUCCAGACCCCUCCCUGUCCCCCCUUGCCCCAACCCCAGCCACCCUGUC